AUGAUUAUCUACAAGGAUAUCAUCACCGGUGAUGAAAUCAUCUCCGACACCUUCAAGAUCAUCGAAGAUGGCCCCGUCCUCUGGACCGCUGACUGCCGCAAAUACCUGAAAGGCUCCGAGAACUUCGAGCUCGAGGGUGCCAACCCUUCCGCCGAAGGUGGUGAUGACGAGGAAGGUGGUGAGGGUUCCCAGGUCAUGGUCCACGACAUCGAGGACCAGUUCCGUCUUGUCUGGCUCAAGACCGAGGAAGGAAUGAAGCCUUCCAAGGAUGCGUUCAAGUCGCACUUGAAAUCCUAUGUCAAAGCCGUCAACAACAAACUCAAGGAAAAGGGCGCUUCCGAAGAAACCAUCAAGGAAUUCCAGUCCGGUGCCGCCGCCGCCGUCAAGAAGAUCCUUGGCAACUACGACAACUACGAUAUCCUCAUGAACCAGUCUAUGGACCCCAAUGGUAUGCACGUGCUCAUUGAUUUCCGUGAGGAUGGUGUUACUCCUUAUGCUACUGUUUGGAAGCAUGGUCUUGAGGAGAUGAAGGUGUAA
Messenger RNA from Talaromyces marneffei, 537 nucleotides. RefSeq lists its product as uncharacterized. Gene Ontology annotation, molecular function: calcium ion binding. Gene Ontology annotation, cellular component: cytoplasm. The coding region runs from base 1 to 537 and encodes 178 amino acids. The record is from RefSeq and is a predicted model, not a curated record. The transcript has 3 exons. Lineage: Eukaryota; Fungi; Ascomycota; Eurotiomycetes; Eurotiales; Trichocomaceae.